This is a messenger RNA of Pecten maximus, 1855 nucleotides long. RefSeq lists its product as uncharacterized. Bases 213 to 1259 code for a protein of 348 amino acids. The record is from RefSeq and is a predicted model, not a curated record. Lineage: Eukaryota; Metazoa; Mollusca; Bivalvia; Pectinida; Pectinidae. The transcript is spliced from 2 exons.
GCUGUAUUAGCGGGCGUAGUUUAAUCCCUACACAAACCUCAUUGUCGUGUUGUAGAUAUAGACUUAUUUACCGACAGGACGUUGAUUAACUUAGUUUUAACAGGAGUUUCUUGCUGAUAUUUCAUGUAGAGACAAAAUCUUCGUGGAGAUACAAGUACAAAAUGGAUUUUUAAAUGUGGAUUUUAACUGGAUGACAGCGAUCCUAUAGAAAGAUGGUGAUGACGACGACCGGAGCCAGGGAUACCGCUGUGAUGAGGCAACUUCCGGGCGUUCAGGAUGACGUCUUCCGGUUGUCGCCCGUGCCGGCAGACGGCUCUCUUUACAAAUGCCCAGUCUCUACUCCCAUGAACGAAUCCAAACGACCAUUACAUCAUGUCAAAAUCCCAGAAAGUCUUAAAUUUGUGUCUAUAGACUGCAGUCAAAUAGAAAGUUCACCGAGACACACCAUUCACCGACCGGGAACUAAAGUCUCAUCUAAAUUCAAAUCUCCAUUUCGACACGCACGCAAGAAAAAUUUCGAUUACUAUUAUGUGGAUAAGAAAUUUCAAACAAAACUUUCAGGUGAAACGAACACAACAUGGUUAAAAUCGUUAUGUUCUCAACCUGUCGACGAGAUAUUCGGAAAAUACAGACCAAAUGCGCCCCCCGUGACGUCACGACAACAAUCUGAAAGUCGGAUGAGCCGGAACUUUUCGACCCCAGGGGAGUUAGCUAUUAAAGAGGCUUGGGAAGUGAAUAGUUUAAAACGGAUCGGUUCUGCAACGUCACGUGUUUCUAGGUUAUCUAAAAAUAGUCAUUUCACAGAACGUACUGUAUCGCCAAAUUUCACGAUAGUGUCCAAACCAUAUGUAAAAGCCCACAGUGACAGAGCGGACAGUUGUGUGGACAACGUCCCCCACCCGCCUUCCCCAGGAAACACAGUGGAAAAUAGCAGAGCGCCAUCUCGUGGAUCAUUCUACAUCACAAAAGACCCGGAUGAUCAAAUAGAGGUUCAUCCCUACAUAAACACAUCCUCUUAUGACUCAUAUAAACGAAAGGACAGGAAACUACCGGAUAUACACAAAAACAGACGGGUUAAUGGCAGUGUCCCGAUCCAACGGAAGUACUUAACAAACACUUCCGGUUAUGGACUGGCGCGUCGAUCUUCACCGGUAAUGCGAUUUUCCGGAAGUGUUAAAAUGUUCGAUAGAAUCCCCAGCCCACGAACCAGAAACAACUGUACCCUUUGUGCUUUAAACGACACAAAACACAAACACUGAUGAGGGAGUGUAAAAUAUAGGACUAGUUAUUUUUUUGUGAUGUUUUAAAGGAAACAGUGUUUAUUGUUUGGUUGACUGCGAAUUUUGUGUAAAAUGUUAUGUAAUUCGUGGAAGUGUCGAGAUGUCUACAGAUAAAUCAAUUUGUAACGAAAAUUGACUUAAACAAUAGUUUAGAAUUGAAGCUGCUUUUUUGGAUGGCUGCCAUUUAAGCAAAUAAAUUUGACCACACUCCAAAACCUUAAUAGCCUUAUCUGAGGUUCUCGACCUACAUGUCAUUGAUAUAAAGUAUCAGGUGACCUUAUUAAAACGGUUUACGUAUGUAAUAUAAUACUUAUAUUACAUUAAUUAGGGUAUAGUGAACAGUCUACAACAACGCUGGAAUCAAGCCUACACUACACUGUAGGAUUUACUAGUCAGUAAUCAACACACCAUCGGAUUACAAUAACAGUAGUAUAUCAGUAAUAUUCAUGACGUUUAGAAAAUUGAAUCUAAGACAAUAAAAAAUGUAUAAAUGUAUAUUCUACCACAAUACGCCAUGUUAAUCAACUCUCAGACCAUCAGUUAAUCAUUACAGCUGUUGAUUGACAAUCUGUUUA